AUGGGUUCUAUCGUCGAUAUCGUGGACCGAUUGCAGCCAUACGCAGAGCUAAUUACUCCACUAGACUUUAGUUUUUUACAUGGCCACGUUAACAAUCUGUCGGCUUCUAUAGGUCUCGGCAGUGAUCAGCUCCGCUAUGUCUUGUGUCUCUUUGCUGCAUACCCACUUGCUGUCGUGUACAAGCUGCUACCGAACGCCAGUCUCAAGCACAUGAUGGAUGUAGCUGUGGGUCUCUCUAUGGCUCAGUUCGUACUGGGUUCAGGCUGGAUCCAUUCGUUUAUCUCGAGCUUUUUGACGUAUCUAUUGGUCAAAUUCGGACCACCAAAACAUGCACCAAGUAUCGUGUUUCUCUUCAAUAUGCUAUACAUGUCGGCAUCACAUAUCUACCGUCUUUAUGUGAACUACAUGGGCUGGACACUGGACUUUACGGGGCCUCAGAUGCUGCUGGUUAUUAAGCUCACGAGUUUUGCUUACAAUUACUAUGAUGGUGUGGUGGACAAGACCUUUGAAAAGAAGGGUGACGGAAUGUCUCCUAGCAAAAAGAAAGUGUACGAAAGCCGCCAAAAGCUUGCAAUCCAAGAGAUUCCGAGCUUGUUAGAGUUUUUUGGAUACGUCUACAGCUUUACGACAUUCUUAGCUGGACCGGCCUUUGAGAUCCGCGAGUACUUGGACGUUACCACUGGCAAGAAAUUCCUUCUAAAUGGAAAGAACAAACAGCCGUCUAGUGUACUGGCUGCCUUCUCCAAAUUCUUAGUGGGCUCACUGCUUAUGGCAGCGUUUGCCGUGUACGGACCUAUGUACCCGCUGUCAAACCUGCAUGAUCCUAAGGUUGCGAAUCUCCCGAUACUGCUUCAGAUCUGGAAAUUGUACAUUACGCUCAUCUUUUGUAAGGCCAAGUACUACUCCGCCUGGAAGAUUGCAGAAGGUGCUACAGUACUGUGUGGCUUCGGUUUCGAGGGCUUCAGCAAGGAUGGCUCUAGCCUUGGCUGGAACGGUGUAAGCAACAUGGACAUUCUGGGCUUUGAAUUCUCGCAGAGUAUUCGCGCUGCUUCUCGAGCAUGGAACAAGGGCACCCAAAACUGGCUGGAGCGUUAUGUGUACACUCGCACGGGCAACUCUCUCAUGGCCACGUACUUCAUCUCGGCCUUCUGGCACGGCUUUUACCCAGGCUACUACCUGUUCUUUAUGAGUCUGCCGCUAGCUACGGCUGUGAACCGCUUGGCUUUCAAACGUCUUCGUCCGCACUUUAUUGAGGCUGAUGGAUCGUUUGGAAUUAAGAAGACGAUUUAUGACAUUUUGAGCUACCUGAUGACGCUAUUCGGAAUGCAUUACUUUGUGAUGCCUUUCCAGGCGAUGUCGUGGGAGAAUUCGCUGGUCUCGCUGAAGAACACUUACUUUGUCGGACACGUUGCUGCUAUCGUGCUUUACGUCGUCUUUUCCGCCCUCCCGACACCGAAGCCCAAAACGAAAACCAAUUAG
Peronospora farinosa is the source of this 1479-nucleotide messenger RNA. Lineage: Eukaryota; Oomycota; Peronosporomycetes; Peronosporales; Peronosporaceae. The record is from the annotation of a GenBank genome assembly.